CUAAUAUCAUCAUCAUUAUCUAUUUGUGUGUUGGAGAUAAAAAGAGGAAAAGAAGCAGAAAAAGCAAAAGUGAAAAGCGUUUUAGUUAGUUGCUUUCAAUGCUUUAAGCUUGAGGGCAACUACAAAGCAAAAACAAAGAACAUGAUGAAUGUCAUAAACAUUAAACACCCAGUUGCAUCAUAGUUCUUUGAACUCACAAAUGGCUUCUAAAAAGCUGUUAAUGUUCUUGCUUAUUGCUUCUGUUUUGAAGUUCCUGUUGAUCUGUCAAUCCUGUGGUCAAAAUGUGACUCUGUCUGUUUACUAUGAAACUUUGUGCCCAUAUUGUGCAGACUUCAUUGUAAACCAUCUGGUGAAGCUGUUUCAGAAUGGCAUUAUUUCUAUAGUUGAUCUUCGUCUGAUCCCAUGGGGCAAUGCUUUCCUACAACCUGAUGGCACUUUUAUUUGUCAGCACGGUCCAGGUGAAUGCUUCCUAAAUACCAUUGAAGCCUGCACAAUAUCCAUCUAUCCUGAUGUGGUAUCGCAUUUUACUUUUAUCCACUGUGUUGAACGCCUAUCCUUGGAGAAAAGGCAGGCUGAAUGGAUGGAAUGUUUAAAGACAACAAGGUUAGGUGAUGUACCCAUCAAUUGUUACAGAAAUGGAAGUGGCAAACUGCUGGAGCAGACUUAUGCUACUGAAACUGCUCAGCUUAAUCCACCACAUAGAUUUGUUCCAUGGGUGAUUGUGAAUGAUCAAUCACUUCAAGAGGACUACAUGAAUUUUAUAAGCUAUGUCUGCAGAGCUUAUAAAGGCACUCAAGUACCAGAGGCUUGCAGAUCACUUCCAUUAAAGAGCAGUGCAUUGGAGAAUGCAGAGUCCACUAGUUCAGUGUGCUAUGCAGGUGAGGUGAAAAGCUAGGCAUUGAAAAUACAGUCUCGAAAUUAAUUUCAAGGACAGUGAUUUCUUCAUAGAAUCAAUGUGUGAAGAGCUUAGAUUUAAUCAUUGUUGGUCAAUUAGUGUUAGUAGAAUAAAGGACUGCUGAUUAUAGUGUUCAGAUUGGCCUUUCUUUCUUUCUUUUUUUUGCCAUGGAAUGUAGAAACUGAUUUGGGUAGAAUUGCAUUACUGAUAGAUGAUCCACACUCUUAGUCUCGCUGUUCCUGUAAAUGAAUAUUAUGUUUUUCCUGCAAUGUAAAGGGUGACUUUUCU
Molecule: messenger RNA, 1183 nt
Organism: Mangifera indica (mango)
Lineage: Eukaryota; Viridiplantae; Streptophyta; Magnoliopsida; Sapindales; Anacardiaceae
Product: gamma-interferon-responsive lysosomal thiol protein-like
Exons: 5
Coding region: 200-895 (231 amino acids)
Molecular function (GO): oxidoreductase activity, acting on a sulfur group of donors, disulfide as acceptor
Source: RefSeq, a predicted model, not a curated record